Molecule: messenger RNA, 2075 nt
Organism: Phodopus roborovskii (desert hamster)
Lineage: Eukaryota; Metazoa; Chordata; Mammalia; Rodentia; Cricetidae
Gene: Yes1
Product: YES proto-oncogene 1, Src family tyrosine kinase
Exons: 12
Coding region: 71-1696 (541 amino acids)
Biological process (GO): cell differentiation; protein phosphorylation; cell surface receptor protein tyrosine kinase signaling pathway
Cellular component (GO): extrinsic component of cytoplasmic side of plasma membrane
Molecular function (GO): non-membrane spanning protein tyrosine kinase activity; signaling receptor binding; ATP binding
Source: RefSeq, a predicted model, not a curated record
CGUCCGCCUCGGCCCGCCACCUCCUCCCCGCAGCCACCCGCGCGAGUGCGGCCAGAGGGCAGAUUUGAUAAUGGGCUGCAUUAAAAGUAAAGAAAACAAAAGUCCAGCCAUUAAAUAUACACCGGAAAACCCUCCAGAGCCUGUAAGCACAAGUGCAAGUCAGUAUGGAACGGAACAUACUACAGUUACCCCGACCUCUUCCACAAAGGGAUCAUUGGUCAAUUUUAACAGUCUUUCCAUGACACCAUUUGGAGGGUCCUCUGGAGUAACUCCUUUUGGAGGAGCAUCUUCCUCAUUUUCAGUGGUGCCAAGUUCAUAUCCUACAGGUUUAACAGGUGGUGUCACUAUAUUUGUGGCCUUAUAUGAUUAUGAAGCUAGAACUACAGAAGACCUUUCCUUUAAGAAGGGUGAAAGAUUUCAAAUAAUUAACAAUACGGAAGGAGACUGGUGGGAAGCAAGAUCAAUUGCUACCGGAAAGAAUGGUUAUAUCCCUAGCAAUUAUGUGGCACCUGCAGAUUCCAUUCAGGCAGAAGAAUGGUAUUUUGGCAAAAUGGGUAGAAAAGAUGCCGAAAGAUUACUUCUGAAUCCUGGGAAUCAGCGAGGUAUAUUCUUAGUAAGGGAAAGUGAAACCACUAAAGGUGCUUAUUCCCUCUCAAUUCGUGAUUGGGAUGAGGUAAGAGGUGACAAUGUGAAGCAUUACAAAAUCAGGAAACUUGACAAUGGUGGAUACUACAUCACAACCAGAGCUCAGUUUGAUACUCUGCAGAAACUGGUGAAGCACUACACAGAACAUGCUGAUGGUUUAUGUCACAAGUUAACAACUGUGUGUCCAACUGUGAAACCACAGACUCAAGGUCUAGCAAAAGACGCUUGGGAAAUCCCUCGAGAAUCUUUGCGACUAGAGGUUAAACUAGGUCAAGGAUGCUUUGGUGAAGUGUGGAUGGGAACAUGGAAUGGAACCACAAAAGUAGCAAUCAAAACACUAAAGCCAGGUACAAUGAUGCCAGAAGCUUUCCUUCAAGAAGCUCAGAUAAUGAAAAAAUUAAGACAUGAUAAACUUGUUCCGCUAUAUGCAGUUGUUUCUGAAGAGCCAAUUUAUAUUGUCACUGAGUUUAUGUCAAAAGGGAGCUUGUUAGAUUUCCUUAAAGAAGGAGAUGGAAAAUAUUUGAAGCUUCCACAGCUGGUUGAUAUGGCUGCUCAGAUUGCUGAUGGUAUGGCAUAUAUUGAAAGAAUGAACUAUAUUCAUCGAGAUCUCCGAGCUGCUAAUAUUCUUGUAGGAGAAAAUCUUGUAUGCAAAAUAGCAGAUUUUGGCUUAGCAAGAUUAAUUGAAGACAAUGAAUACACAGCAAGACAAGGUGCAAAAUUUCCAAUCAAGUGGACGGCUCCUGAGGCUGCACUAUAUGGUCGGUUUACGAUAAAGUCAGAUGUGUGGUCAUUUGGAAUUCUACAGACAGAACUGGUAACAAAGGGGAGAGUGCCAUACCCAGGUAUGGUAAAUCGGGAAGUUCUGGAACAAGUAGAGCGAGGGUACCGGAUGCCUUGCCCUCAGGGCUGCCCAGAGUCCCUCCAUGAAUUGAUGAAUCUUUGUUGGAAGAAGGACCCUGAUGAGAGACCAACAUUUGAAUAUAUUCAGUCUUUCUUGGAAGACUACUUCACUGCUACAGAACCACAGUACCAACCAGGAGAAAAUUUAUAAUCCAAGUAGCCUGUGUGCACAGAUCUGCCAAAACAUAAAGACCUCGUGUGAGUUCCGAAUGCACAGGAAUGAGAAGAUACUCUUCACUCUGCGUGAUUCUUAUGGUAAACUGGAAUUCCAGAUAUGGUUGCACAAAACCACUUUUUUUCCCAAGUGUUAAACUCUAAAGUACCAAUGAUCCAUCUUACAACUUGCUUCAGGGUCCAAAGAAAGUCAAGCUAAGAUAUUGUGACUGUGUGGGUGAUAGCAUGGUAAGAAAGAGCAACAAGACUACUGUUUACUAAUCGCUUACUUUUCUUCCAAAAUUCAGAAUGGCUAAGGGAAAACUAUUUAUUGAUGUGGACAAAACUUGGACUGUUAUACCACAGUAAAAUCUAAA